Molecule: messenger RNA, 2445 nt
Organism: Oikopleura dioica
Lineage: Eukaryota; Metazoa; Chordata; Appendicularia; Copelata; Oikopleuridae
Source: the annotation of a GenBank genome assembly
AUGAAUGGAGAAAAUCGCAGCGAUGAUUUUCUCGAGAAAUCGGGCGCCCUGUGCCACCAACUCCACGCGGUUCUGGAGCAGCAGCUCGAGCUCAUCGCUUCUCGACAGAAUCAGCUUCAAUCCCUCAACGAAGAAAUCUCGACUCUGGGCUUAGAAAGAGAUCGACUCAAAGACGAAAUCUUGAGCUUGAGAAAACUUGGCGAAGCGUUGAAAAACGAAGCGUUUCUCGCCACUGCCGAGGAAAGAAAGAGAGAAGACCCGACGCCGCAGAGCACGAAAACGAGCAGAGAUGUGCGUCUCCGCAAGGCCAAUUCCGUUUCUUUUGGGCCUCGCUCAGCCGUAGACGAGCAACUGAGUGGCAGUGCUCUGAGGCACAUGGACUCAGUUGACUUCAGUGCUGCUUCCUCAACGAACACUCAGGAAGAACUGGCGCAAAAGAAGCAGCGCAUGAGCAGAGUUAUCGACGACUCUGCUCGUCAUCAUUACAGUAUUUCGCCUGAGCUAGAGGCAAAAACUCAAGAAGCCAUUCACAACAAAUACGGUGGAAGAGAAAAGGCCGAAAACGCUGCAAAAGUGAUUCAACAAUUUUACCGCCAAUACCGUCUCAAACAGUCCUUCAGGAAGCUGAGAGCGGCGAAAACAAGACGACUGACGUUGGACUCGCUCAAUACAGAGCUAGAACAGGCCAGAAAAGAAAAUCAAAAGCAGCUUGAAAGUACACAGAUUUCCACGUCUUCCUCCGAAUCUUCGACAACGACGUCUUCACAAAAGUCGCCAAAGAGGAGUCCAUCCUCUCCGCCGCCGAAUGAGUCUGUUCGAGGAUCAAAGUCAGACCUCGACCAAAGUCUCAUGCCUCAAGACAAAUCAGCCGAAUCCAGGCUGAGUAGCAUCUCGUUGGAUCAUCGCAGCGAUGUCAGCUUACUCAAGCAAAGAGAAAGCUACGCAGAAUCAGAUGAUUCGGACGAAGAAGAACCAUCGACAAAAAGCCGUCAUCCAAGUGAAGCCAAAUCAUUCGAUUCCGACUCGUUAAUCAGGAAUCAGCGACUAUCCUGGGUCUCCGGCUCCGUUGGAAGCAAUACCGACUUGCUAAGAAAGCGAAUGUACAGAAUCGGGCUCAAUUUGCUCAAUAAAAAGCCCGAAAAGGGGCUCGCAUUUCUCAUCAAGCAAGGAUUUGUUGAAGACUCGCCGAAUGUUAUCUCGAAUUUUCUCAUCACUAGAAAGGGAAUUUCGAGGCAAGUUAUCGGAGAAUACCUUGGAAACGGCUCCGAUCGAUCAAAAAAGAUCCUCAAGGCGCUGUGCAAUCAAAUGGACCUGGCCGACCUUGAUGUUGACGAAGCUCUGAGGAAGUUUCAAUCGUCAGUCAGAAUACAGGGCGAAGCGCAACGAGUGGAGAGACUGGUGGAGGCGUUUUCCCAGCGAUACGUUGAGUCGAAUCCCGAGAUUGUCAGAAAGCUGAAUAAUCCCGACUCGAUCUUUGUCCUCGCGUUCGCGAUUAUUAUGUUGAACACUGAUGCUCACUCUCCCUCGAUGCGAAAAGAAAAACGCAUGUCUGAAGAAGAUUUCGUCAACAAUCUUCGAGGAAUCGACGGUGGCCAAGAUCUCGAUCAGAAGAUGCUUCAAAACGUCUACAGAAGAGUCAAGAAUAAGGAAUUCAAAUCUGUCGACGAUCAUAUUAAUCAGGUGUUGGUCAUUGAACAACGAAUAAUUGGGAAGAAACCAACGCUUGCUCUUCCUUUCCGGCGGCUCGUUUGCUACUGUAGAAUGUAUCAAGUCACGGAUGUGACGAGGCCGCAAAGGCCAGGACUUCAUACACGAGAGGUCUUUUUGUUCAACGAUUUGUUGCUUGUUACAAAGGCCAAAAGAAGAAGCCAAUAUACCUACCGCCUUGAUGCACCCUUGACUUCAUUGGAAGUCGAAUACUUCGGAAACGAGCACUAUCCCCACGCAGUUCGUAUUAUCAAGACUGGAAAAGUGCUCAUAACGUUCUCACUGCCAAAUCAAGAUGAUUGUAAAAACUUCAUCCAAGACAUUAGCGAGUCAAUUCUUGAAGUUCGCCAAAUGGAAUCUCUCAGAAUAGAGGAAUCACUGGAGUCGCUAGAAGAGCAGAAAGAAGCUCAAAAGUCUCCCCUGACAGCUUCGCGGAAGCUUUCCUCCUCCCUUCACAAUAUUUCAAUUUCACGGGACAUCGCGGGCUCCUCAAGUUCAACCGUUUCCACCGCCAUCAGUGCUGCAGCUGAUAAUUCGCAAGCGAACUCGAGGGCGCAAAAGGCAAGAUCGUUGCAGUUGACAUCACCAGAUAAGCCGAAUUCUUUGAUGAUCGGCGACAGGAGUCUUGCUGCUCAAGGAGAUAACCCGCAAUCUCCGAUGUCGAUAUUUUCAAUCUUCUCAAAGAACGGCCGCAAGAAUUCUCAAACCGCGAUCGACAAAAUCAAAGAAGUUCACUAA